Mollisia scopiformis is the source of this 2548-nucleotide messenger RNA. RefSeq lists its product as uncharacterized. Gene Ontology annotation, molecular function: zinc ion binding. Bases 248 to 2548 code for a protein of 766 amino acids. Lineage: Eukaryota; Fungi; Ascomycota; Leotiomycetes; Helotiales; Mollisiaceae. The record is from RefSeq and is a predicted model, not a curated record. The transcript is spliced from 3 exons.
CGCAACAACACGCAUCGCAACCUUUCAGCUUCUGACAAAGGCGAAACCCAAAGAAGAAGCUGCAACAAGUCACUCGCUCUUCCUCUUUGCCACGACUUUCCUGCCUAACCCUAAUUAUAACGUCAGCCUGUCUAUCCUUCUCCAUCUCCCCGUCCCUGGUCCCCGCCAUUGCCCUCCACACGGCACUAUCACAAUUCGCGGCCAGGCUUCGCCGUCUCAUAUCAAGGCAGACAACAACAACAAAAUCAUGGAGAGCAACAACACAAAUAGUAAUAGUAACAGCCUUACAUCACCGAACACAGGACUUACGAGUGAUGGCGACGGGGCGCGAAACCCAGGACAUCCGCUGCACUCAGCAAGGAUAUGUCGUUACUUCAGUCGAACAGGAUCUUGUCGUGCCGGCACCUCGUGUCAGUAUCUGCACGAUGACACCCGAUUACCUGGCAGUGCAAUGAAGGGCAAGGAGGCAGAGCAGUCCGAGUCUUCCGUUGUAGGAGACGAUGGAAAGACUCAGGACCGGAGACAGGCCGUUACGAAGCCUGUACCAGCUUCACGAGUUGUGCCUAAACCUGUGCCACAAGCACAAGCUCAGGAUCCCCGAGAAUUUCAAUUGGGUCAGAUUAGGAGGCGAUUCUCACCAAAGGAGACGAAUCAGCAUGGAGGAGCUUUACUGAAGUUCAGCCUCGCACCAUCAGAUCCAGACUUCCCCUUUGAGAUGUCAGCCUUGGAUUGUCUACUCUCAGUACCUUCGAGUUACCCAAAGGAUAAGCCUUCACUGAAGGUUGGCAACAAAGACAUACCUCGUGGUUUUGCCAUCAAUGUUGAGCAGGGCUUUGAAGGUUUGGUUGAGGAGAAGCCUGAUGCAACUCUGCUGGAGUUGAUGAAGGCUCUUGACAAGAACCUGGAAACUUUUCUCUCCGCCCCGAAGGCAGAUACAGUCAAGUUGGUUCCGAACAAGGACACUCGACAUCUGUCUUCUACACCAAGUCGUGCAGUUGAGCCUAUAAUUGCUCCUAGGGUUGAGGUUGAGUCAACAAAGCCUCUUCCCACUAGCUCUACCAGUGCUCCAAAAUCAGUGGAAAAUUUCACUUCGCAGCAAAAAUCCGAAGCCCUCAAGACCAGAGAAGCGGAGACUAGGCAGCUUGAGGCACGCAUGGGUCGACUUCCACUGUACAAGAAGUCCGGAGAUGGCAUUGCAUAUACAUUGCCACUUGAGCCCAGACGACGCAAUGAGCUACCAGUGGUAUUACAAGCUGUCAAAACUACUACGCUAUUCGUUCCCUUGCUCUAUCCACUGCAACCAUGUCGAAUUGGUUUUGAAGGCAUCGAUGGAGAUGCCCCAAAAUCAGUCGAGGCAGGUUUUCUCCAGAGAGCAACAGAACAAAAAGCCACAUUGAUGGCACAAGUCAACUAUCUCGCAUCGAAUAUGUAUAUUUUAGCCAAAAAUCCAUUGGCAACACCACCAGUCAAAGCACCAGAACCUAUUGCUACAACAAUCACUCAAGCACCAACUACUGAAGGACAUCAAGAUCCUGAGCGAAGUCACAUCCAAUACAUUUCUCGACCACCAGAAUGGGAAGUUAUCGAUCACGAAGAUGUCUCUGACGCUGACACGGAUGAUCUCUACUCCUACGACACAGGAGACUCAUCUGAUCAAGGCGGAGGCGUAGAAGUUACCCAUGAAGCAGAAGCAGGACCUGCUCAACCAGCUCCAAACCCAGAACGUGGAACGGCUAUCUCAUUCCCCUUCAUCGAACUCUACGGCAUCGAAUUACUAGAAGUUGUCAACCUGAACAUCACAGUCAAGUGCGAGCGCUGCAAAGAAACGACUGAGGUCAAGAGCCUCAAAACCGGUAUCACCAAGUCAGAAAGCUGCAGAAAAUGUGCCACUCCACUCAGCAUCACCUUCCGCCGCGACCUGGUCCACGCCCACGCCGUCCGAGCCGGCUUCCUCGACCUCGAAGGCUGCAUCGUAGGAGACAUGCUCCCCAGCACCUUCCAACCCACCUGCUCCCAAUGCUCAACACCGUAUCCACUCCCAGGAAUCGUCUCUGUUCGAGGUGAAACAACAACCAACGUCUGUCGGGAAUGCCACCAAAAAUUCACCUUCAGCAUCCCCACCAUCAAAUUCCUCCGCAUCUCCUCCUCCCACCUCCCCUCCUCGCUCCCCCCUCGCCGCAAGAAAGAAACCCUCGGCCUAGUCCCCGGCACCGAACUCCCCAAACGCGGCCGCUGUCGCCAUUACGCUAAGUCUUACCGCUGGUUCCGCUUCAGCUGCUGCGCAAAGGUGUACGCGUGCGACAAGUGCCACGAUGCGGAGGAGGAACAUGUGCAUGAGUGGGCGAAUAGGAUGGUGUGCGGGUGGUGUAGUCGGGAGCAGAAUUAUCGGCCGGAGGACUGCGGUGUUUGUCAUGGGAAUCUGACGGGGAAGAGGGGCGGGACGGCGUUUUGGGAGGGAGGGAAGGGGACGAGAGAUCGGGUUAAGAUGAGUAGGAAGGAUCCAAGGAAGCAUAGGAGGGUUGGUGGGGGUGGGGUGAAGAAGUCGUGA